This is a messenger RNA of Periconia digitata, 3701 nucleotides long. The record is from the annotation of a GenBank genome assembly. Lineage: Eukaryota; Fungi; Ascomycota; Dothideomycetes; Pleosporales; Periconiaceae.
CAUUCCGCUAAUGCUUCUCACUCCUCGGACGUAUUCCCUUUCCCAAAUCCCCGACGCCGGCUGCACCGAGCCUUCGUCUUCCUAUUUUCUCAUCACUCCCUCGCGCAAAGACCUGCGCAACGAAGAGCUGCGUGCGCGGAGGAUGCUGUUGCUCCACCAGACCGGCGCCGUCAAGGUGGGCGAGGUGAUAAGGUACACAGUCACAUAUACGCCCUCUGAAGACAGAAUCCUCCCAAGUCCUUCCCAUCUCCAUGUUCGCAUACGGAACACCGCGGCUAUGCCGCUACGCGCCGCCUAUCUACACGGUCCUUAUUCCCUCCACGUCGCUGCAUAUCCUUCCACUUUCAACCCUAACAAGAAAGUCGAAUCGCCGCUGAAGGAAGGGGUGCCCGAAUUUGAGCCAGACCUCAAAGCCGGUGGGUCGUGGAGCGCAAGGCUGACAGUGCCUGAAAAUAUUCGCGAAAUUGGAGGCAACCGAGAGCGGAACGAACAGCUGCCACAAAGUGCAACAUGGAUAAUCGAGAUUGCCUCGCAGAUUAUAUUUUCCCAGUCCGCAUCUGUCAGCUACGAACUCUUAGUCGCCAGGGACGAGCGGUCUCUCGAUCUAGGACUCACAGCUGUUACCGGCAAUACCAGUGGGGUUCCCGGUCAGGUUGAGGAUCACCAGCAGGGCAAAGCGAAGCACAUUCGGAAACACUCGGCCAAUCCUCGUGGCGUGUACUCCAAAGCCGUGAAACUUGUCGUCGACGACACCACAAGUUUGUGGAACAAGCCCGAAUUGCCGGACUGGAACCCAAAACAUACCGGAGCAUCAACAAACAACCACAGCAAUCUGGAGGAUCGAGGGUCAGAGACUACACGUGAGCGGAAGCCAAAGAAGAUUCACUUAGUGAUUCUCACACAUGGCCUGCACAGCAACUUGGGGGCUGACAUGCUAUACUUGAAAGAGAGCAUCGAUGCCUCCGCUAAACAAGCACAAGAAAAUAGGAGGAGACGAAGACACCAGAAACGCGGAACUGAUCUACAACAUCAGACCUCAAAAGACGCAUCUACCGCUCCACUCUCAGGUGGCCAAGACGAGAUACUUGACGAUAAUGACAAUGACACUGAUGACGAUGAUGAGGAACAAAUUGUGGUCCGCGGCUUUGAGAAGAACGUAGUUCGAACGGAACGCGGUAUUCAGUACCUAGGCAAACGAUUAGCAAAGUAUGUGCUGGAAAUGACACAUCCGGAUCAGCCGUACCUGCCGAUCAAAAAGUCAAAGUUUUCAUCAUUUUCGCCAGUUUCAGAUAAGAAAGAUCCUGGCAUCCCAUCACAUUCGGGCAGUCAAAUUCAUAAAGAACACCCUUCACGCAAAGAUAAGCGGGCAUACAAGUACACGAGUAUCAGCUUCAUAGGUCAUUCACUUGGUGGACUUGUUCAGACUUAUGCCGUCGCCUACAUCCACAAGCAUUCGCCAGAGUUCUUCGAUUUAAUAAAGCCUGUCAAUUUCAUUGGGUUGGCCACACCAUUCCUCGGUAUGAGCAAUGAGAAUCCCAUGUAUGUCAAGUUUGCUCUCGACUUUGGUCUGGUGGGAAGGACCGGGCAAGAUCUGGGUCUGACAUGGCGAGCUCCUACUAUUGCCAGGAGCGGGUGGACCGCAAUGGUCAACGGGCUUGGUGGGCAGUCAAGCAACCAACAAAAAGACGAAGACCCUGGUUCCAAACCUCUUCUCAGGAUACUUCCAGCCGGUCCUGCGCACAGUGUGUUGCGAAUGUUUAGGAACCGAACGGUAUAUUCAAACGUCGUCAAUGACGGAAUUGUCCCCCUUCGCACUAGUUGCUUAUUGUUCCUGGACUGGAGAGGUCUAGAUAAAGUCGAGAAAGCAAGGAGGGAAAAUGGCCUCAUUGGCACUGUGGCUACAUGGGGCUUCAGUCAGUUGACGGGCCAAAAUGUAUCUCCAAAUCCGUCUAGGGUAGGUCUUCAGGAGACUGGCAAUGAUCGAGCGCUGUCGCGCGAAGGUGCUGCUUCAGAUGAUCGGACACAAUCACCAUCAUAUAGUGGAGACGACACCACCGUACCUCAGCCCAGUGCCGAUGUCACGAAUCAAGAUGACGAAGCUCAAGCUGCUGCGGGACCAAGCGCCAAUCAAUGGAUGGGUGAUCAAACAAAUGAUUCAAACGACCAGCCGGCAUCGCCAACUAGCAACCAGUCAGCACUGAGUACCCUGUGGAAUUACAUCCGGCCAUCGGGGAAGCAUACCUCGAAGGACAAGAAAAUGUUCAAAAGGAGUCAAACCCUAGGUUUAGAUCAAGCAGAAGCAGCCAGUGAAGAGACAACACCCGGUUCAGACGGCACUGACCCACAAAGCAAGCGGCCUCGAGCUACUCGAGGUGAUUCGCUAUCCCAAGAUCCCAAUAAUCCGGGAGCACCACCGAAAACAACUAUAUUCGAAUCCGCCGGUGACCUGCUCAGUCCACCGACACCUCCGGAGUCAUGGAUCGUAGACCCGUCCACUCGGGCACGUACAAUCUUCCACGACCGUAUCUAUCACCCCGACGAUAUCCCACCACCACCUAGUAUAAAAAAGAAGACCGCUAGCACACGUUCGUUCUCCAACGAAAGCGCAUUGACUACAGACUCCGCGACUACCAAUGAAGAUGGCGGUGGAAUGCGCGUCGAAGAGAAAAUCGCCCGAGCCUACCAUAGAGACCUCUCCUGGCGAAAAGUGCUGGUACGAUUAGAGCCCGAUGCGCACAAUAACAUUGUAGUACGACGGAUGUUUGCCAAUGCCUACGGCUGGCCCGUAAUCAAACAUAUUUGCGACACUCAUUUUGGAGACACUUUCGCUGCCGAAACCCGCGAUGAGCAUGAGCCAGCGCAUGACCGAGCGAAAAAUGUGGACGCUCCUGUCAAAGAAGAUGGCGAGCACGUCAAAGGUCAAGAAGAUAUCCAGCCGCCUAUGGACCGUUCCGAGAGCGAAAUGAGGGAGGUUGCGGAUGAACUGUCGCCCUUGCAGAGCGAUGCUCAACAGCCACCCCGUUUACAACACGCAGUAUCCCUCCGGAGCAAAGACUCAGCCGUGUGGGACGACAUGUAUUUCGAAGGAACCUCGGACGAAGACGACGACGAAAUCGAUGAUCGCAACGCCAUCCAACGAUUCCUCCAAAUCCCCCAACCAGCCCGCAAACCCAGCUCCCCAACCUCACCCAAGUUCAGCGUGAGCAGCAGCGACACAAAAGGCACAAGCGACGCCGACAUCGCAGACUUCCUCUCCUCCUCCACCCCUCCAUCCCACAGCCGUUCCGCACAACCCAUGGAAAUGCACCGCGGCAUAGGCGCAUCCCCUUCCUCUCCAACCGCCCGAGCACCCUCGGCGCGCGAACCCGAUUCUCUAGAAUCCAUGGGCGGCCCUCACCAUUUCGGCGCCAAACGCAAUAGCCCCGGCAAAGGAAAAACCACAGCGGCGACUUCCACAGCACCUGCGAGUAGCCCCCCGCACACCCCGACCCGCGCGCCGACCAACCUCAGCGGGGUAGGUCUGCGGCCAUCGUUUGAUGUCCCAUCUCCGUCGGCGGUAGCAUCCGCUGCGAACGAGGGCCGUGCUAGGAGCGGCAGCGGGAGGGUGUCGGAGCAGGUUGCUAGGAUGGCCAGUUACUCGCAGGAACAGCAGCGCUCUCGGUCGCACGACGAAGAAGCUAUUUUGUAGACAACGGCAUCGA